Molecule: messenger RNA, 898 nt
Organism: Molossus molossus (Pallas's mastiff bat)
Lineage: Eukaryota; Metazoa; Chordata; Mammalia; Chiroptera; Molossidae
Gene: RS1
Product: retinoschisin 1
Exons: 6
Coding region: 42-716 (224 amino acids)
Source: RefSeq, a predicted model, not a curated record
CACUUGGAUAAGGUAGAGCUGCCGCCAAGGACAAGGGGAGAAUGCCACGUAAGAUAGAAGGCUUCUUGAUUUUACUUCUGUUUGGCUAUGAAGCCACACUGGGAUUGUCAUCUACUGAGGAUGAGGGUGAGGAUCCCUGGUACCAGAAAGUGUGCAAGUAUGAUUGCCAAGGAAGUGCCAAUGCCCUGUGGUCUGCGGGCGCCGCCUCCCUAGACUGCAUACCGGAAUGCCCCUAUCAUAAGCCCCUGGGUUUCGAGUCAGGAGAGGUUACACCAGACCAGAUCACCUGCUCCAACCCGGAGCAGUACGUGGGCUGGUAUUCGUCAUGGACUGCCAACAAGGCCCGCCUCAACGGUCAAGGCUUUGGGUGCGCCUGGCUCUCCAAGUUCCAGGACAGCAGCCAGUGGUUACAGAUAGAUCUGAAGGAGGUCAAAGUGAUUUCUGGGAUCCUCACCCAGGGUCGUUGUGACAUAGAUGAGUGGAUGACCAAAUACAGUGUGCAGUACAGGACCGAUGAGAGCCUGAACUGGAUUUACUAUAAGGACCAGACCGGAAACAACAGGGUCUUCUACGGAAACUCAGACAGAACCUCCACAGUCCAGAACCUGCUGCGGCCCCCCAUCAUUUCCCGCUUCAUCCGGCUGAUCCCGCUCGGCUGGCACGUCCGCAUCGCCAUCCGAAUGGAGCUGCUAGAGUGCGUCAGCAAGUGUGCCUGACACCUGAGCGGCUGGGCGCCUGCCGGGAGGGGGGUGGUAGUGGAGGGCACAGAGCUGCCCGCGGGGGGACCCCGACACAUCACUGUGACAAACAGGGCUGUAUUUUACAAGCUCUUUUCACUGCAGAGCUGGGUAGAGAAUAUUUCUUUCUUUCCAUUAAGAUAUAGUUUCCAAUUUCAAUG